AUGGACGAGUACUUGCCAGGUUCCCAAGCAAGGCGGGUGGCUAAGGGUAUGUUUUGGGCCUGGCAUCAAGAGGCAUGGGCGAAGACUGCCACCGAUAGGCAGAUCAGGUCCGCAUGGGCAAAGGCGGGUCUCUGGCCUCUCAGCGCUGGAAUCAUCCUCGGCAAAGUCAAUGAUCCUCUUACUCAUCCCCCCCAGGCCUCCCAACCUGCACCACCCUCCCCUAGAACCCCUCUCGGUCCCCGAAGGAUCAACACUGCACUUCGAAACGGGGAGCUGGACCCAGUUGUGGCUGUUGCGCACGCCAAGACGGCCGCAGAGGUGGCAAAGUCAGAGAGCGUGCUUCUGAGAAAGGAGUUGGAGGAAGCUAGAGCGGCAAUGGGGCUAGACAAGGCCACCAGGGGAGGUGGAAAGGCAGUUCAGAAUCCGGGGGGGGGGGGGGGGGAUGACAACCGUGAAGCACUGGAGAAGAGGGAAGAGAAAGAAGAGGAGAACAGGGGGUUUUGGGCAAAGCGAGCUCCUCAUCGACCCGCCGGGGCGCAGUCAAACGAGCAGCAAGCAUGCCUAUAG
Molecule: messenger RNA, 567 nt
Organism: Cryptococcus wingfieldii CBS 7118
Lineage: Eukaryota; Fungi; Basidiomycota; Tremellomycetes; Tremellales; Cryptococcaceae
Exons: 2
Coding region: 1-567 (188 amino acids)
Source: RefSeq, a predicted model, not a curated record